AAUGGUGCAUGACUGUGAUUGUAAUUAAGAAAACACUUAAUCUCUGAAUAUAUAACUGUAUUGAUCUCGAAGACAAUAGAGCACAAAAACCAAAAAGAAAGUAAAACAAGAAGAUGAAGUGUUUUUGUUUGGUUGCGUUUCUAGCAAUUGUGAUCACACAGAGCUAUAACGAUCUAGGAGUAGAAGCAGCGUCGGGGAAUGGUUUCGUGAGAAGGAAAGGCGUCCAGUUUAUUCUCAACGGGAAACCAUUUUACGCCAAUGGAUUCAAUGCCUACUGGCUCACGUACGAAGCCACCGAUCCGGCCACAAGGUUUAAAAUCACCUACGCCUUUCAAAACGCGACCAGUCACGGUCUGACCGUCGCACGCACAUGGGGUUUCCGAGAUGGCGGUUACCGUGCUCUCCAAACCGCCCCUGGUCGCUACGAUGAACUAACGUUUCAGGGUUUGGAUUUUGCGAUAGCCGAAGCAAAAAGACUGGGUAUAAAAAUGAUAAUCACCUUUGUCAAUAACUAUUCCGACUUCGGAGGAAGGAAACAAUACGUGGAGUGGGCUAAAAGUCAAGGCCAAGUCGUAAAUUCAGAAGACGAUUUCUACACAAACCCUCUUGUUAAACAGUUCUUCAAGAACCACGUCAAGACCAUGGUGGACAGAGUGAAUACAUUUACCAAAAUUGCAUACAAAGAUGAACCAACCAUUAUGGCUUGGGAGCUCAUGAACGAACCCCAAUGCAAAGCAGAUCCAAGUGGAAAAACCCUGACGGCUUGGAUUGGUGAAAUGGCUACUUACGUGAAAUCACUUGAUUCAAAACAUCUCCUCUCUACCGGUCUUGAAGGCUUCUAUGGUGACUCAUCUCCUCAAAGAAAAGCUUCUUUGAAUCCAGUUGCAGCCAACGUUCUUGGAACCGAUUUCAUCGCUAAUCACUUUUUCGACGCCAUUGAUUUCGCAUCGAUUCACUCUUACCCUGACUUAUGGUUCCCAAACCUAAAUGAGACAUCUCGAUUGGACUUCUUAGUAAAAUGGCUCGAAGGCCACAUGGAAGAUGCACAAAAGAUUCUUAAAAAGCCUCUAAUCCUAGGAGAAUUCGGGAAACCAUCGAAUACACCAGGCUAUACUCUAGCUCAGAGAGAUGCCGUCUUUAAUGCAACGUUCGACACCAUUUACGCAUCUGCGAAAAAGGGCGGUCCAAUCGCAGGUGCAUUGUUUUGGCACCUUAUUAGCGGCGGUAUGACCAAUUUUGAAGAUCCCCUCUCCAUUGUACUUAGUGACAACACCUCGUCGGUUAAAAUUAUUGGCCACCAGGCACGAAAGUUGGGUUUGAUUGGUGGAAGAGGAAAACUAAGUCACAAAAUCAAAAUCUAGAUAGGGCCUCUAUGUAAUAGUCUACAUUGAAAUUGUACCCCAAUUGAUAUAAUAAUAUUCUUUAAACUUUUCUCAUA
This is a messenger RNA of Brassica napus (rape), 1438 nucleotides long. Its product is annotated as mannan endo-1,4-beta-mannosidase 3-like. The transcript is spliced from 4 exons. The record is from RefSeq and is a predicted model, not a curated record. Gene Ontology annotation, molecular function: hydrolase activity, hydrolyzing O-glycosyl compounds. The coding region runs from base 114 to 1361 and encodes 415 amino acids. NCBI's taxonomy places the organism in Eukaryota, Viridiplantae, Streptophyta, Magnoliopsida, Brassicales, Brassicaceae.